Mirounga angustirostris (Northern elephant seal) is the source of this 2528-nucleotide messenger RNA. RefSeq names its product RRAD and GEM like GTPase 2 (gene REM2). The coding region runs from base 543 to 1787 and encodes 414 amino acids. Gene Ontology annotation, cellular component: plasma membrane. NCBI's taxonomy places the organism in Eukaryota, Metazoa, Chordata, Mammalia, Carnivora, Phocidae. Gene Ontology annotation, molecular function: GTPase activity; GTP binding; calcium channel regulator activity. The record is from RefSeq and is a predicted model, not a curated record. The transcript is spliced from 4 exons.
UGGGGAAGGAGAGGGUGAUGGGGAAGCUUGGUGCCAGGGUGACCCUGAAUCUCUUGGUUUCUGCCUCUAGGCCCUCCAUGUAGCCACCGAGCACCCACUCUGAGCUGGACACGGCUCGGAGGCGGGGAGUCCACAGACAAAUGACGCACAGUCCCCCGCUCCUGGAGAAAGACCUCCCAGUGCCUGGGUCCUUGCCUCCUGCCAUCCUCCGCUCCCUUACCCGCUGAGCCCUCACCCCGCUUCUCUGAACCCCUGUCUCUUUUGCCCCUCUGACUUCGUUCUGGUCGAAACCAGACUCCGCAGUGUGUGUGCUCCCAGAGGGAAGCGACACAAAGGAAGGGGGAGGCAGAAAGGAGGGAAUCCCGCUGACAUCACUGCUCAUUAGCAUGUGUGACCUCAUCAGGGGGCGGGACAAUUUCCCCAGGUGUGGGGGGGAGGAGGGCAUGGGGGUGGUAUUUAAGGGAAAAGCUGACAGUGCUGCUGAGUGAGGGAGUGGGUACUGCAAGCCGCGGGGCUGCACACGCACACACACACGCACACCGAUGCACACGGACCUUGACACCGACAUGGACACGGACACAGAAACCACAGCACUCUGCCCCUCCGGCAGCCACCGGGCCUCCCCCCCAGGGACACCCACACCAGAAACAGAUGCCUCACUGCUGAAGAAGACAGAGAAGCUGUUGGCAGGGUUGGACCGGGGUGGGCCACCUCCUGCCCCAGGGGCCCCCAGACGAAGAGGCAGUAUGCCUGUCCCCUACAAGCACCAGCUGCGGCGCGCCCAGGCCAUAGAUGAACUUGACUGGCCACCUCAAGCCUCAUCCUCUGGUUCCUCUGACUCCUUGGGCUCAGGGGAGGCAGGCCCCACCCAAAAGGAUGGCAUCUUCAAGGUCAUGCUGGUAGGGGAGAGCGGCGUGGGCAAGAGCACCCUAGCAGGCACUUUCGGUGGUCUCCAGGGAGACAGUGCUCAUGAGCCGGAGAACCCAGGUAUUUGGGGGAGCCCUGUAAGGGUUAAGGGCACCUGUGGAGCCCUAGUCAGGGAUGGAAGAGCUCAAGGCAUGAGCAGCCCCUGGAGGCCAGAACCUAAGAGAAAUUGCUCCAGUGCUUGCUGCAGCUACCUCCCUGGAGGGGGUGCCCCUGGUUACCAGGUCUCACAAGUGUUGGGGAGCCUCCUAACGGGCUCUAUUCCCUGUCCUUAUUUCCCAACAGAGGACACCUAUGAAAGACGCAUCAUGGUGGAUAAGGAGGAAGUGACUCUAGUUGUUUAUGACAUCUGGGAACAGGGGGACGCAGGGGGGUGGCUGCGGGACCACUGCCUUCAGACCGGGGAUGCCUUUCUCAUCGUCUUCUCGGUCACCGACCGACGGAGCUUCUCCAAAGUUCCAGAGACCCUACUUAGGCUGCGGGCUGGGAGGCCCCACCACGACCUCCCUGUCAUCCUCGUUGGAAACAAGAGCGACCUGGCCCGCUCCCGGGAGGUCUCACUGGAGGAGGGCCGGCACCUGGCAGGCACCCUGAGCUGCAAGCACAUCGAGACGUCGGCCGCGCUGCACCACAACACGCGGGAGCUCUUCGAGGGCGCGGUGCGCCAGAUCCGGCUGCGGCGGAGCCGGAGCCGCGCCGGGGACCCGCGGCCCGAGUGGGGCUGCCCCGACGGCCCCCCGCCGCCCGCGCGCCGCGAGAGCCUCACCAAGAAGGCCAAGCGCUUCCUGGCCAACCUGGUGCCGCGCAACGCCAAGUUCUUCAAGCAGCGCUCCAGGUCGUGUCACGACCUCUCCGUGCUCUGAGCCGCGGUCGCCAUGGUCACCGCGGUCGCCAUGGUCACCGCGCCCUCCGCUCGCCCCCUCGCCCCGCCCCGCCCCCCGUCCGGCUUCCUCUGCGAAGACCGUCUAGGAAACCAAAAACGCCCAGGGCGCCCAGCCGCCGGCGCGCGUCGCCCCCAGCCCCGCCACCGCGCGUGCCCUGGCUACCUCCCCGCCCCUGAGCGCCUAGAAAGCGAGGACGCAGACCUGCGGGCGGGCGCGCUGCGGCCGGAGGGCCAGGCGGCUUCUGGAGGGCAGGACGGGCUAUAGUUCCGCGAGCCAUUUUGACUUUUAUUAAGUCACGCUUGACCACCUCUCCUGUAAAGAGAUCCUAAAAGCGAGAACUGGAAAGUGCUUUGUAGACCCCUUUCCAGUUCACCUUUGUACUCUGCGCCGAUACGCCUCACCUUUAAGAAAUCCUUAAAGGUAAAGACACGGAGACGCUUCUUUGAGACUUCUCCUAAAACGUGCUGGCUCUUAGUUGCUGCACUUGUCCACUUUGCCUUUAAGAAGUUUUUAAAGGCAAGGGCCUGGAAGUGCUAUUUUUCAGAAUUGAUUCUGUGAUUCACCACCACACCGCGGCACUUCCCUUUUAAGGUUAUUAAAGGUAAGGUUUGGACAGACUUUUGCCUUCAGAUGCCAUUGUGAAGAGCUGAGCAGGUGGCACCGCCCCUUUUGGCCAGGGCCCAGGAGGCCCCAGCAAGGAAGCCACCCUUCCCUUUUCAA